This is a messenger RNA of Paecilomyces variotii, 660 nucleotides long. Its product is annotated as xylanase G1. The coding region runs from base 1 to 660 and encodes 219 amino acids. Gene Ontology annotation, molecular function: hydrolase activity, hydrolyzing O-glycosyl compounds. Gene Ontology annotation, biological process: xylan catabolic process. The record is from RefSeq and is a predicted model, not a curated record. The transcript is spliced from 2 exons. NCBI's taxonomy places the organism in Eukaryota, Fungi, Ascomycota, Eurotiomycetes, Eurotiales, Thermoascaceae.
AUGGUUUCCCCUUCUCUUCUGCUGGGCCUGUGCGCUGCUGCGCUAGCCAGCACGACAGACGCUGCUCUGACCACGCGCCAGUACCAGUCCUUAACAUCCAGUUCAACUGGCACAGACGGCGGCUACUAUUACUCGUUCUAUACAAACAGUGACUCAGUCACCUAUACGAAUCUUGGUGGUGGAGACUACAACGUAACAUGGGAUGGAAGUGGGAGCUUUGACUUUGUUGCCGGGAAAGGAUGGAAUCCAGGAUCUGAGAGAACUGUCACUUACACUGCCAACUAUCAGCCUGAUGGUUCAGGCUACUUUGCCCUGUAUGGAUGGUUUACGGAUCCAUUGGUAGAAUACUACAUUGUCGAGUCGUGGGAUGGAUAUGACCCGAUCAACAGCGGAAAACAUCUGGGAACAGUUGAAAGUGAUCAUGGAACGUAUGAUAUCGUCAAAAGCCGUCGCGAUAACGAUCCGUCAAUUGUUGGGACAGCGACUUUCGACCAGUAUUGGUCGGUGCGACGAACCAAGAGAACCAAUGGCACGAUUACUACAAAGAACCACUUCGAUGCAUGGAAGAAUGCCAAUCUGACGCUGGGCACGUUUAAUUAUCAGAUCCUGGCAACCGAAUCGUGGGACGGCAGUGGCGAGGCGUCGGUGUCGAUUCACUAG